Messenger RNA from Cuscuta campestris, 809 nucleotides. The record is from the annotation of a GenBank genome assembly. NCBI's taxonomy places the organism in Eukaryota, Viridiplantae, Streptophyta, Magnoliopsida, Solanales, Convolvulaceae.
CAACUGUGUAAAAAUGAUCCACAUGUACAUGCCAAAUGUCAAGCUCUAGUGCAUUGAUUAUAAUAAAGGAUUCUAUAUACUCCGGGUUUGUUCGAAUAUUAUUUAUGGCCAUGAUGAAAGAAAUAGACAUAGCCAGAAACAAGCUGCUGAUUUACGAGCAUGAACACGUCUAUGAUCCCGUCUCCGGCCGGCCGCUCACCGGCGCCUGGAUUUGGGACUCCGCCCUCUUCCUCUCCGAAUGGUUGAUAUCAUCCCCGGCUCGGCGGGCGAGCUUCGACUUCGCGGGAAAAACUGUGAUCGAGCUCGGCGCCGGGGCGGGGCUUCCCGGCAUGGCGGCGGCGGCGGUGCUCGGGGCCCGCCGGGUGGUGCUGACGGAUGUGGAGGCGUUGGUCCCCGGGCUGAAGAAAAACGUGGAGGCGAACGGGCUCGGGGACAGAGUCGAGGUGAGUCGACUCGUGUGGGGAUCGGGAGAGUGGCCGAGUCGACUCGCCUGGUUGGAGGCGGCGGCGGACGUGGUGCUGAUGUCGGACGUGAUGUACGACGCGGAGGCAAUGGAGGGGCUGGCGGAGACGGUAAAGAAGGUCUGCCGCGAGGGUACGAAGGUGUGGGCGGCAACGGAGGUGAGGGCGUACACGGGGGAUUGCCUCGCCGAGUUGGAGAAGGCGGGAUUUGGAAUCCUUCAACUUCCGAGUCAACUCGGCGAGGGAUUGCCGCACCGUUUUGACGAAUUCGUAAUAUUUGAGCUGAUCCCUCCCACAAGGAAAGAAAGUUGAAGAUAUAUGGUUCUUGAAUAUACUGGAUUUUUAAUU